AUGAGAAAGGUAGUCAAAAGACUUGAUACAACAAGUAAUGAAGUUUCUUUGGCAAGGUGCUCUGCUCCUGGCAUGCGAGCUAUUCUUAAGAAGAAUGUCCCUAAAACUGAAUACAAGAAGCUCCGUGCUCUCCACUUCAAAGGGGUUAAAUAUCGUCCCUCCCCCUUCAAUUCAGAGAAACUGAAGUUCCAUGUAUGUGACCCAGCCAUGCCCUUCUGCCUUGCCCAUGACUUUUUUGAAGGCAUUGUGAAACUUGUACUUGCCAAAAUAUUAGCUUACUUCAUAGAUAAGAAGAAAUGGUUCUCUCUCAAGACUCUUAACCGGCGUAUCAUAUCUUUCAAGUGCAAAGGGUCCGAUGCCAAGGAUGCCCCCACAAGACUCAAAUCGACAAAGAAGUUAAGUGGCAAUGCAUGUGAAAACUGGAAUUUCCUGAGACUUUUGCCUUUAAUAAUAGGUGAUUUGAUCCAAGAUACAGAAGACCCAAUGUGGCAGUUGUUCCUGUCUUUAAAAGAAGUUUGUGAAUACGUUUGUGCUCCGAGUAUUGCUGUGGAACAAACAGCAUAUCUGAAGGUUUUAUAUCAGGCAUUCUUAGUUCAGUUGCAGAAGUUGUUGCCAGAGUGCCUCAUCCCAAAAGCACAUUUUGGAGCGCAUUAUGCAGACCUCAUCUUGCGCUUUGGGCCUUUAAUCCGCCUUUUCACGCUACGCUUUGAAUCAAAACAUGUUUUCUUUAAGAGAGUAGCUGAUGCCUGCAAUAACUUCAUAAAUAUUACAAAAACUCUUGCCCACAAGUAUAUGUAUCGUUUUGCAUAUGACAAUACCUCUGAAAUUCUGCCAGACGAUCUGGAGUAUGAUACAUCUAAGUCUCUCAACUUGAAUUUGGAAACAUUGCCAGAAGAAAUGAUUGCAAGUCUGCCAGAAGACUUAAACUAUGAAGACUUUGAAACAAUUCCCAAAGUCAUUUUCCAUAGUGUUGCAUAUCAAAUUGGUGACAUCAUGAUUUUAGACAAGGCUGACAAUGCACUUGAUCUUAAAAUUGGAAAGAUUGCAGUAAUUUGCGUUGAUCAGAGUAGAGUACACUUCAUUCUGCAAGAGAUAAUAGCUGUAAACAGUCUCAAUGGUUUCUAUACUCUUGACCAAAAGGUCUCUGGUUACUCCAUCAAAGAACUGGAAAUGUUGCCAGAUUACUACCCUCUUCCAGUUUACAUUCAUGAGAAUCGUGAAUGCAUAGUGUUAAAGCACUCAAACCCAACUAUGAAUUAG
This is a messenger RNA of Thrips palmi, 1260 nucleotides long. RefSeq lists its product as uncharacterized. The coding region runs from base 1 to 1260 and encodes 419 amino acids. The transcript has a single exon. The record is from RefSeq and is a predicted model, not a curated record. Lineage: Eukaryota; Metazoa; Arthropoda; Insecta; Thysanoptera; Thripidae.